GGAAUACUUUUGUGUGCAUUUGUGUGUAAAAUCAUGAAUGAAUUAUUAGAGACAAAUAAUUAUUUAUAAAUUUUCUUCCACGUUUUAAAAAACUUUAGUUUAUGGUAAUUACCGGUGGCAUUUCUCAUUAGUUUACUUGGGAUGAAGAACUUUCUGUCUAUAAUCACUAAGCAAAUGCUCUGGAACAAAUGUUGUGAGAUCAAACAGGUAAAAACUAAGUUGUCUUGCAGACACAUUGCGCACAAUCACCAAAUGUUAAAUGUUUUCCAAGCACAGUAAAACAACCCUCUCAGUCGAUCCAAAGUAUUGCUUUUGUAGUUGUCUUUAUGCAGAAAAAAGACAAUCUGUAAACCAGCGGUUUCUUCGAACAGGCGUGCAGGUCGGAAUAAACCCACAAAACUCCAAGUGGCUAUAAUUUAAUUGAUUUUAUCAUAAAUCACUGACAGUCCAGAGAGAAGACCAGAAGGAAAGAGCAAUUUAAAGUACAAUGCAGUCUGUCAACUAGGUCAUAAAGCUACAAAUACGUAUAUGCAUAAAAUUUAUUUUUAUUUUAUUAUUUAUUUCCUAGUAGUAGAGCAGUAUAAUUUAAUGUUAUUAUAAUUAUUGCCUAAAUCUGUCAAUAUGCUACAAAAGUAAUAUGCUACAUAAUUUUACAAAGCUUAACUUUCCACAUGCCACACAAACAGGGGCAGACCUGGUUGCUAUUACUCUAAGUUAAAAUCAGUUUCAAAUGCCUCUAACAGGAUGGAGUUGAAUGUUUUCUGCUCAUUUGUCAGAUUGGUGAGGUUGGCAGUUUUGAGGACCCUAGGGGCAUAGGCCUUGGUUGACCCAAAGACCCUGACUCUUCCUCAGUCAGUGUCUUUAUUCAGAAAAAAGUUAAAUAUUAUCCAUCCCAUGCACAGAUGGUCCUUAAAAAUUAACUUUGUGUUCGAAUGGCUGAAGGUGCCACUUUUAAGAAAAGAUAAUUUGCAUGUGUACUAUUUAAGCUUUGGGCAUUGCGCACGUUGUAGUUUUGUAAACUAUUCAAAGAGAUUCGUCAGAUAAACUUUAUAAGGCAAAAUAAUUCAGAACGGGUAUUAAAUGGUUGUAGUGCUAAUGAAAACAUGUGGGAGUGCUCAUUUAAAAAAAACCUUAUGACGCCACGUCAAAAUAUCUCAAUAACUGAUGAAUUAAUUAGCAUGUUAGAGAUGAUAUUCGCGGAUCGCUGUGAGCAUCAUGCACAGGUCAGAACGAGACAUUUGUAAUGCAGAAAUCUUUAGUUAAGGCUAUGUGCGUGGGUGUCAAAAACCAAGCCCCCUACCCAUUCAUUUUGCCUGUGAGAGUAGAAAAGAUUGGCCACAGAAGGCCUAGCGUAUAUCCAGCGGCCUCACACUGAAGUUUGUGGUGUUGAAAGUUGCGUGUCAUCCGCCAGAAUGCAAGAGAAAAGAAGACAUAUCUAGCCGCUCCCAGUUUAAAACAGCCUCCUCUCUCGGCAUUUGGGUAUUCUAAGCGUUCGAGCUCAUUUCAUUUGAAAGCUUUGGAAUCCAACGAACGGACUUGAUGAAAGCACGCCAUUUCUGUGAUGGGGAGGCGAUAUAAAUCUUUCUUCUGGUUGACACACGAUAAAAUGGGGCAGAAGACAUUAAUUACGAUCAAUUGUGGAUUAUAAAACCUUAUAUAAAAGUGGAUUUAUUAGACAAUGAGAAGAAUUGUUUCGUCUGACGUAUGCGUGUCAAGUAGGCUAAGUGAAGGAUUCAAGGGCGCUUUAUUUUGGAUUUGAAGAGAGGGUCUCUGGUAUCGCCCAGUCACUAACUCUACUGUUCACAACCGCCUGGUAAUUGCACAACAAAUGGGAUGUGGUCAGCUUUGCGCGAACUUCCAGAAGGUGCCAAAGUGGCUUUUUGAGAGCCUGUGAACGUAGAGGACGAGAGAUUAAUACAUAAAUGUAAGACAUUACAAGGGGAUUCCAAACUACUUCUCAUUAAUCAUUAAUCUGUUCCUUCUCGCUCUCAAGAAGCUGUAUCCUUGCAUAAAAUCAAGAAGUGAUAAAGGAACUCUCGGUCAGCUUCCAAGAGGCCAUUGGAAAGAGACCGUCACGUGACAUCUAGUGCCAAUGUUCUUCCAGAAGGUCGUCAGGACCCUGGUAGCCGGUAACUCGACAUUUGGAAAUGCAGAAAACGACCUACUACGACAACUCGACACUUUUUGGAGGUUACUCGUACCAGGGGGCAAACGGUUUUGGCUAUGAUGCCCCGGCUGCAGCCUUCCAGAACUCAGCGCAUCUUGAGGGCGACUACCAAAGGUCUGCGUGCUCCCUACAGUCGCUCGGCACUAGCGCGCCCCCGCAGCCUCAGCAUGCCAAGACGAAAGAGCUUAAUGGCAGCUGCAUGCGGCCCAGCCUGCCACCUGAACACCACCCACCCCCCCAGGUUUCCCCUCCUCAGAACCCUGUAAACGUUGCUGCCUCUAAUGCCACCCAACAGCCAGGUGGUAGCAGUGUUGCUGGUGGUGGGACCGGCACCGGAGGCACGGCCAAAUCAACGUCCAAGUCAUCCUCUCUGGCCUCAAACCCAACGCUCACCAAACAAAUCUUUCCCUGGAUGAAGGAAUCACGUCAGAACACCAAGCAAAAAAACAGCUCGCCCAGUGCAAGCUCAGCUAACGCGGAGAGCAGCGGUGGUGAGAAAAGCCCUCCGGGUUCUGCAGCUUCCAAGAGAGCACGCACCGCUUACACCAGCGCACAGCUGGUGGAGCUGGAGAAGGAGUUUCACUUCAACAGAUACCUGUGCCGGCCACGGCGCGUGGAGAUGGCCAAUCUGCUCAACCUCAGCGAGAGGCAGAUCAAGAUUUGGUUUCAGAACAGGCGGAUGAAGUACAAGAAAGAUCAAAAGUCAAAAGGCAUGGGGUCAUCUUCAGGAGGACCGUCACCCACAGGAAGUCCACCCCUCCCAAUGCAGUCUUCAGCCGGUUUCAUGAACUCCAUGCACUCAAUGGGAAGUUAUGACGCUCCCUCCCCUCCAUCUUUCAACAAACCCCAUCAAAACGCAUAUGCCAUGUCAACAGCCUAUCAGAACCCAAUGAAAGGUUGCCCGCCACAACAGAAGUAUGGAAACACUGCUCCGGAUUAUGACCCACACGGGCUACAGGGUAAUAGUGGCACCUACGGGACACCAAACAUGCAGGGUAGCCCCGUGUACGUGGGAGGCAGCUAUGUCGAUGCCAUGCCUGCCACUGGGCCUUCUAUGUACGGCCUCAAUCACCUACCGCACCACCAGACGGCUAGCAUGGACUACAAUGGUGCCACACAGAUGUCGGCGAACCAGCACCAUGGACCGUGUGACCCACAUCCGACAUACACGGAUCUGUCUGCGCACCAUCCUUCUCAGGGUAGAAUCCAAGAAGCACCCAAGUUGACUCAUCUGUAGCAGGUUUGGACAAAAGAGAUAACAGAAAGAAAUGAAAGGAAGACAAAUGAAACAGACUAACCCAUGGGACGAUGCAAUGGGGUUGAAAAAUAUGAUCCAGUGGUUUCUUGCCAUGAGUAGAACACCCGGUUUGUGUCAAUGUUGUCUUACCAUUCAUGUGUGUGAACACUCCAAUUUUACAUGAAUUUCAUAUUCACAAGUCUAAAAACCCCUUUAAAGUGGAAAACUUCAUGAACAGUGUGUAAAAAUGGCUAGUUUAUGCCACGGAAUAGAUUGCCUAGCUGUAUGACCUCAUUACAUCAUCGUAAACGUUUGUGUACUUCAGCAUUAUCGCUGCAUUCCUUACACUUGGAGGGUGGUACGGCAAAUCCUACAUUUAAACUUACUGGCGCAAGAAAACCACUGGAUUGUUUUUUUGUCCACUACCCUUAUUUCACAUACCUCUUCUUUUUUAAAUUUCUCACGAACAGUCAGUUUUUUAUUAACUUGUUCCCAAAACAACAGCAAACUGCACAUUGUUUUUAGCAAGACGUGGUGAUCAAGAUUUUCAUCUCUUUAUCUAUUUUAAAGGGUUGAAAUCCAUUUUAAACUAUGCUACCUAUCCCUAAUAAUGAGAAGUAAAAUAGAAAUUUGUUAUGACUUUGACACAGGGUAAAAAGGAGAGUUGAGAAUUGUAGUAAAUUAAAGCUCAUCCCCUUGUUCUCAACUCACUGUCCCCUCCCUCUUUCCCUCCCUUUCCCAAUUCUCUUUCUUUCCCAAUAUUGGGUUUGCCUACAUUAGUCUACACUAAUACGAAAGGCCCACAUUUUCUCAAGUCUUGACUUAGAAAACUAGGAAACAGGGUAUAUUUGAACAAAAAUGCAUGUCCGGGAUACCAAGCUAUGGCGCAGACGUCUCUGUUUACGCCUAAUACGCUCUCGUCUGGGCAUCAUUGUUGCACUUAGAGUUUACAUUUAAUGGGUGAGGAAGAAAAGUAAAUCUUAUUUUGAAUCGAAAGGCCUUCAAUCAGCGUCUUUCGCUAAGUGUGUUCAAGUGAACAUUCAUAAAUAUAUAUUUAUUUGUUAUAGCCAGUUUAAAUACUUUCUUUUUUGUAUUAUUUAUCCCCAUGUAUUUAUAUCGACAAAAAUGUACUUUUUUAGUAUCUACCUGUUAUAAAAGACGUUGUGUUCUUGUCAUUGUAACAAGUUAUUUUUUAGUUCUUGUAUUUUAGAGAUAUGUAGGUUUAUGUUACCCUUGUAUAAAUAAUGUCUUGACUUGUACAGGGGGCGCAAGAACGAAAUCAAAACGUUCCUGCGUAGUCGAGAAUUAGACGGAAGAUAGCAAAACAUUUUCAAAACUUCAUUUGUCCUUUGUAACUACUUUUAUUUCCUUGUUAAGAGUUGGUUGUUGAACAAUUCUUUAAUAAAAUGUUAUGUUAUUCAUU
Misgurnus anguillicaudatus (oriental weatherfish) is the source of this 4827-nucleotide messenger RNA. The record is from RefSeq and is a predicted model, not a curated record. Lineage: Eukaryota; Metazoa; Chordata; Actinopteri; Cypriniformes; Cobitidae.